Molecule: messenger RNA, 747 nt
Organism: Pelodiscus sinensis (Chinese soft-shelled turtle)
Lineage: Eukaryota; Metazoa; Chordata; Testudines; Trionychidae
Source: RefSeq, a predicted model, not a curated record
AUGGCCACUUCCAACUGGACCACACCUCACUCCACCACCUUCAUCCUCCUCGGCAUCCCAGGGCUAGAGGAAGCCCACGUCUGGAUCUCCAUCCCCUUCUGCUCCGUCUACAUCCUGUCUGUCAUGGGGAACUGCCUCCUCCUGGCUGUGAUCAAAUCUGAGCCGAGCCUCCAUGAGCCCAUGUACCUUUUCCUCGCCAUGCUGGCCUUCGCCGACCUGGUCAUCUGCACCACCACCGUGCCCCAAACCCUCUGCAUUUUCUGGUUCGGGGACCAGGACAUUCAUAUUGACGGUUGCCUGGCGCAGAUUUUUUUGAUUCAUGCUGUUAGUAGCAUGGAGUCCGGGUUCAUGCUGGCCAUGGCCUUCGAUCGCUACGUCGCCAUCUGUAACCCGCUGCGACACUCGGCCGUCCUGACCCAUCAGGCCAUAGCCAAGAUAGGGCUGGUCCUCAUCGUCCUGUCCUACAUCCUGAUCCUCCGGGCUGUCUUCAGCCUGCCUUCCAAGGAGGCCCGGCGCAAGUCCCUCAGCACCUGCAGCUCCCACAUCUGCAUCAUGCUGGUGUUCUACACCCCUGCAACCUUUUCCUUCCUCUCCCACCGCUUUGGCCACGUGGAGCCUCAUGUCCACAUCCUCAUCGCCAACAUUUACCUGCUCUUCCCACCCAUGAUGAACCCCAUCAUCUAUGGGGUGAGAACCCCGGGGAUCCGCCAGAGAUUGCUCUACAUCCUGGGCCUCAAGCCAGCCUAG